AUGAAAGUUGCUAUAAAAGAUAUUGGAGCUGCACUUGAAAGUUGUAAAGUAGCUCGACGUGUAUCGAAUAAUGAUAUAUGUGAAUUUUGGUCGAAUAAAAUUCGUAUAGAACAAUAUAUAUUAUACAAUUUACAAGAACCAAAUUCAAAUCGAUUUCCAUCCAUUGAACAAGCACAAGUAAAAAAUGAAAAAGAAGAUAUUGCAAAUACAUUUUUAUCAUCAUCUCUUCAACAAUCUCCACUUACAACUGAUGGUUCAACAAGAGACAAAACACCAAUUAUAGAAGAAACAAACGUAUUAAAAGAAAUAACUAAUGAAGAACAAAAUGAAAAUGAACAGAAUAAACAAUCACCAUUGGAUAUUGCUGCUAUGGAAAAGAAGGAAGAGGAAGAAGAAAAAAAUGAAAAAGAAACAAAAACAAGUACUCCUGUUACUCCAUCAUCUGCUCUUAAUCCAGAUGCAACUCCUUUUAAUACCGUAUCGAGAAAUGGAAACGAAAAUAUACAAUCGGUAUCUACAGGCGAUGAAAGUGAUGAUGAAAAGGAUUCAAAUGAUACACCAAUUACAUCUGAUUCAGCUGAACGUCCUCGUAUGCCCAUCAAAGAAGAAGUAAUUGUCGAUACAAGUUUAAUGCCAUCAACACCUUUAAUUAAAUCUUGGUUACCAAUAGAAGUAACUCAUAUUGAAACACCAACUCGUUUCUAUAUUCGUUAUAUAUAUGGUCCCAGUUGGAACCUAGGCAAUGGAGAAACACCUGAAUUACUUGAUCAAAAGGAAUUACCCGACAAAAAUGUUGUAUUGAAAGAAUUAACACAAGAGAUGACACAAUGUUAUAAUAAACAUAAACGUAUUUGUCCAGGUACUAAUUAUGAUGAAGGUGAAUUAGUCGCUGUUAAAUCACGUUUACAAUGGCAUCGUGGACGUUUUAUACAAUAUAAACCAAAUAUAGAUUUCGCACAUAUAUUCUUUGUUGAUUAUGGUUAUACACGUUCAUUACCUAUACAAAUGAUUCGACCAAUUAAUAAUCGAUUUGUAGUGCAUGCAGAACAAGCUCAUCUAGUACAUUUACAUCAACCUGGACAACGUCGUGGACGUAUUGAAUGGAAUAGAAAUGUUAUUGAGGAAUUUGGAGAAAUGACUAAAGAUGGAACCUGUUUGUAUGCAAGAAUUAUCAAUGAACCGAAUACAAUUGAUUUAAUGUCUUUUGAUCCAUUAACAAAAAAAUGGUUUUCAUUUUAUGAACAUUUUGUUAAACAUUUAAAUGAUAAUGAUAAAAUAGAAGAAAAAACAGAAUAA
Messenger RNA from Adineta steineri, 1296 nucleotides. NCBI's taxonomy places the organism in Eukaryota, Metazoa, Rotifera, Eurotatoria, Adinetida, Adinetidae. The record is from the annotation of a GenBank genome assembly.